UCGUUUAUCAACAAUGAUAGGAUACUUUUGCUAAUGCAUGGAUUCAAUUCGUUUCAAAUUUAAUGAAGUGUUGAAGUUAGUACCUACAUGAUAUUUGAUUUUCGAGGUGAUCAUUUGAUUUGUGGUAUCUACGUUAAAAUAUCUGCACGGAAUUCAACUCGGUGGUCUUCAUUAUCCAAAUCCAGGAAAAAUGUUGGAAAAUUCGGGGAAAUCUUUAUCGUUUUUAUUCUUGAUCGUUUUCCCAUUGGUAAAUGCGCCGGAUUCCAGUAAGUGGCCAUACUUGAGUACAACUACUUCAUCAAGCGAUGCAUUCUUGUUCAAUAGAGAACUGGAUGAAAAAUUUGAAAAAGAGCCGAAUAACUAUUGGUCGGUUAGCAAAGCACGAGAAGCUAUAAUAAAAAAAGAUUGGGAUUGCGGAUCUGAUAUGGAAAAAAUAAUGAAGGCUGGAUCUUAUGAAUUUGAAAAUGAUACUUACAUGACUACUGAUGAAACACAAAUUAAAUAUAAUUGGACAAAAAAACGUUAUGAUUUUGGUAGCUGUAUAUGCCUAGCAGCAAAUGACUUACGUGUAAUCAUUAAAGAGUUGGCUAAAACACUCAAAUAUGGAAAUUGGUCAGUUGUUGUUGAUAUGGCAAAAAAAGAUCCUGACUUUGAAAAGAAACUUAAAACAUAUAUGAAUCGUGCAGAGGUCUUUAUCAAUCUGGUAAUUGAAUUUGUCACAGAAACCAUACCAUUUAAUGAGAUAACCAACAAGUAUGAAAAAAUUGGCAAGUGGAAUAACACAUGGGGAAUUGGGUCUGAAUUGUCAAUCAUGUUUCCUAGCUUAUUGGCUCAUUAUAUGAUGGUUCCAUAUCAAUUACGUGAAAUGCCGUCUAAAAAAAUUACAACAAACAUAUUGAAAAUUAUUCCAACACCAUUUAAAAGUUUCUUAUAUGAUCAAGAUAGUGAUUAUGCAGUAACUGUGUUUGGGCCAUGGCUCAUAGCUCAGAUCUACAAUUUGGAUUGUGAUGAAACCAUGUAUAAGAAAAACAUAAUCGAUGGCGAAGUGUAUGGAAAAAUGAUGCAGGAGAUAGUAUUACCUUAUAGUGAGGUUUGUUUUGGUUUAGGACUUCAUCGUGAUGGAACAUAUAUAUUUGAGGAAACGGUUCUUGGCUUUCGAUACUUUCAACAGAUGUGCUCGAGUUAUGCCAUGUAUGCUUACUCAUUUGACAAAAACUUGGCCAAUAAGCCUACACCACCAGUGCACUGGAAGAGAAUCUCAUCACUUCUACUUCAUCCCUAUAUUAAUCGUGGUCCUCCCGGUAUAUUAAUCCGUCGUGAUGAUUUCUACUCUGAUUAUGAUCCGAAAGCACCAUUUGGUAGUAAAAUCAUGCCACUAGCUCGAAUUUUGCGCAUCAAUACACCUAAGUGCAGAUUUUUUGUACGAGGUGUGACAGCAGGUCUUACAUUCUAUAAUGCAGAUUUAAAUAGCAACGUGUAUUCCCAGUAUUGGGUCCAAUCCCGUAUACCUUACAGUGCCGAAUCCAAUAUUCGAAUUCCGGAUUUUAAAUACGCCUAUGGUUUGAUAUUUUCCACAAAUCACGACGAUUACAUUGGACCGAUGGACAUACUACUUGAUAUUUACUAUCCCACCAAUAAUUCGUGGGGCAUUGUUGGUAGUUUAGGUCUUACAGAGGAAACUCGGCAAGAUUUUCUGCUACAAAACUAUGAAAUAGAAGAUUAUGGCAAAUAUCGGGUAUACGAGUACAUUCGUUACUCACAUCGUAAUAAAACAUACGUGGUCAUCGAUUUAGAAAUUGAUAACCGCAAAGGAGACACAGAAUUGGGUAUUCGGUACAGUUUGGUCGAUGUAGACCCUCAUAAACUUGAACAAACUAAACACGAACUGCAAGUUUUGAAAAUUCCAACGGGGAAAAUUGUGCGAUUGCAGCAUAUUGUCAACUUGGAGAACUGUACAAUCAGGACGAUUCUGGAAGAAAAACUUCAGCGUAAUCCAAUGUGGCGAGAUUUUGAUGCUGGCAAGACAAUAUUACCUUUGGAUGAAUUUGAGAACAGCGUUGAGAAAUGGACUUUGGAUACACAAAACAAUGUAGUGUCGUCGUCGGUUUCUGGUGAAUAUAUGUGCGCUGCUCCUCUGCCCAAUGAGGAGGAACGUGAGUCGAUUCGUGGCGGUACAUUUGUCUUUGAUGCUGAGGAUAGAAACGCGUAUAUGCGCAAGAAAUCAAAUAUUCUGAUAUUCUUCAACUAACCAGUUUUAUUGGAUGUAGGUAUUUUAUUUUUCAUAUUUUACGUUUAUUGACAGAGUUUAGUUCUAACUGAAUCUGCUACCUGUUUGAAAGUUAUGUUAUAGAUAAUUUUUAAAAGCAAAAAAGAGAUGUUGGUAUCCCAAACAGGGUGAAAUUGAGGAACUGAAAAUUGGUUACACCACCUAAUUUGUUAGUCUCCAAAACAAUUGUUGGAGCCUGGAGGUUUUAGGGGAGCAGAUUUUUGGAUUUUACAGUUUUGUAAAAAUUUUAAUAAAAAAGACCAAAAUGAAAUUCAGUAUGUAGGUAAUAGGUAUAUUAAACUUGGAUUCAUCGACUUUAUAUGACCCUUCAUCUAAUUCAUUUUUGGCAUAAUUUCUCAAAAAUUUAACUCUCAGAUUGAAACCCACGCUGGAUUUUUUUCCCUUCAAGAUCUAAAACAUUUUAAAAUUUACUGGAGGUUUCAAAAUAUCCCCCAAGAACCUAAUCAAUUUUGAAAUCCAUAGAUACAUUUUGAGUCGAAUUCGCACUUUUUGUUUCAAUGAGAUCAUAAACGACUUUUUUAUUCCCCAUCCUCAAAAAAAUCACCUAAAAAAAACGCUGAAUUUGAACCGGAAAAAACGAUUUUCGAAAAACUGUGCCCAAAUUGUUCAAAAGAGCCACGAAGACAAUGUAUCCGAGUUAACAAUAAGUAUUGAAUUUUAUUUCAAUCCUUUCUUAUGUCAAUUUUCCCUCAAUGGGAAAAAUCCAAAAAUUUAUUGAAGGCUCCAAAAAGAUCUUUAAAUCAUCAAAAUCAAUUCGGCAGGUCGAAAAAUAGGGUAGAUUUGGACUAAAUUUUAGCUUUCUACCUCAAAAAUGGAUUUUGAAUUUUCAAAAAUUUACCAAAAACUACUUAGAAAAAAUAAAAUUGAGCGCUAGAAGUGAGACUCAUUAAUUGGUGUUUUUUUGUAUAUCCACGUCGGUUCAACAAUAUUCUUCUACUGAUUAAAAUACCUAUACCUUCUAUGUACCGAUAAGUAUAUUACAGGUACCAAAAAUAAUAUUUAAUUAAACGUAUACCUCGGUAGGUAAACCUAUUUACCAUCUAUCCUAAUCAAAUAUAAUUUUUUAAACUUUUUUUUCAAGUUUCAUUUUUAUUAGAUCACCUUCCUAGUUCUUAAUAGAGCUUUUAGGUUGGUAAUGGAAAAAAAUGAUUUUGGGAAUAUUUUUAGAUAUCGCACCUCGGGAGUAAUAAGGUCACAUCUAAAAAAAAAUUGAUUUUGAUGUUUUUGCAUUUUUGGGGUUUGUAUGACCCCGCUCAACCAAAAAUUACACUUUGAGUUGGGUACAUUAUCUUGUAAAAAACGCAAAUGGCCUAACUCAAAAUCUCAACAACAUUGCAAGUUGUUUGGAGUUAUAAGGUCACAUCUCAAAAAACUCCACCUUUUUUGAGCAAAUUUCGUACAUACAAAGUGUUAACAAAUAGUUUUGAUUGUUUUGAAUGUUUGCCAGUUAGAAAUAGUCACAAGGAGUGCAUUUCUUAUUGGUUUGUACCAAAUGGAAAAAUUUUUUUAAAUUGAUCAUUUUUCAGAAAAAUGAAUUUGCACAUAUCAUGAAAUUUUAGUUUUUUGAGAAAAACUCAAAAACUAAGCACUCUAGAAAAAAACUAAUGACAUUAUGUCGAUUGGAAAUUUAAUUCUCUACAACAUUGUUGUCAUGAAAUUUUUUGUUGGACGCUUCCUUUCACCUCCACAUCAACUUUAAUGAAAGGUUCUAACUCAAAAUGUUUUCCAAACAUUGAAAUAUUUCCUCUUUAAGAUUUUAUUUUUCAAAGUGCUCUUAUGCUAAAUGAAGGUAGGAUACCAGAUCUUUAAAAUGAGGUGCUAUUCAUUCCUCACAAUUAAUUAUAAGUUGAUAAAAAUAAUGAAUCAAGUUAAAAAAAAAAAUUAAAUCACUCUCCUGUAAAAUUUCACUUUUUUGAGAUGUGACCUUAUUACUCCCGAGGUGCGAUAUGAUGACUGAAAAAUUAUAAUCUGUGUACUUAUCACCUACAAUGAUCUUCUUUUUGAAAUACUAAGGUAUUGGGUGGAGAACUACCUACCUAUUUAAUUUUUUAUAAGAAAAUGAAUUUCAACAAAUUGAGUAGAUAGGUAUUUUAAUUGUAUCUAUGUAUUUUUUUUAGAUGGUUUAUGCUAUUUUUACCAAUUAUAUUUCAUUUUCUUUUCUU
This is a messenger RNA of Planococcus citri (citrus mealybug), 4449 nucleotides long. RefSeq lists its product as uncharacterized. The transcript has 2 exons. Lineage: Eukaryota; Metazoa; Arthropoda; Insecta; Hemiptera; Pseudococcidae. The record is from RefSeq and is a predicted model, not a curated record. The coding region runs from base 191 to 2248 and encodes 685 amino acids.